Molecule: messenger RNA, 1005 nt
Organism: Cyclospora cayetanensis
Lineage: Eukaryota; Apicomplexa; Conoidasida; Eucoccidiorida; Eimeriidae
Exons: 3
Coding region: 1-1005 (334 amino acids)
Source: RefSeq, a predicted model, not a curated record
AUGGCUUCGAAGGCAUGGAGCCUGUUGCCGCUGCGAGAGUUUACGCGGACCGCAUUUCUCCAACGAAUUCCUCGUUCUUCACUGACGCUUGGCGCAGCAGCAUCACCAGCAGCCGCUACUACCCUCGGGGGGAGCAUUAGCCAACACCUGCUGACGGCUAGCGGGAGUCUAGCAGCAGCUCCUGCGGUAGCACAGCUUUCCCAGCACCCCCGCCGCUACGUGCAUGGGACAGAACGCAGGCGAGGCUUACAAACUGAGUCGCGAGAUUCGCAGGAACCAAGCGGCGCGCACCAGGGAGAGCAGCAUUCAGAAGCUGAGCGGCAUGAUGAUCAACAGAAACAACCCUUUUCUAUCCUGCAUGGUUCGCGAGAGAGGUGUGCGUGUGCUGCGCUGUGCACAGCGACACCCUCCACACAGCUCCCCCCAAGCGAUGAAGUAAGUCUACAAGAAAUUAAGACCUCAACGCGUCUAAACAACGCCCUCCUACCCGUAACAACACCACGUUGGAGGAAGCGUCUUGAGGGUGGAGCAGACACGCGGAGCUCCCCAUGUCAACAGCUGGUGGCCGUGGAGGUGGCUAGCUGGCUAGCUAGCACCGCCCCGCCAGGGUUUGAAGCCAAGCUGCGUGAUUUGGUGGAGAGCACUCCCAUCGUUCUAUUCUUGAAGGGCCGUCCCGAGGCUCCACUGUGCGGCUUCUCCUCAAGGGCACUUGUGCUCCUGGAAGCGGCAGGAGCAGAGUCUUACACCUUUGUGGACUGCAGCAUACAUGAGCAGCAGCCGCCGCAGCUGCAGGAAAAGAGGCGCAAGCUGAGAGCUGCGGUCUGCAAGCUCUUUGAGUGGGAAACGUUGCCUCUUCUGGUGGUGAAGGGCAGUGUGGUGGGAGGGGCUGACAUUAUGGCGCAACUUCAUCAGCAGGGAAAGCUUGCGCAGCUACUUGAGGAAGCAGAAGCAAGAGGUAGUCCGGAGGCGCCUACAGCACGGGCGAAGAAGGGAGGCAGCAACUAG